Phalaenopsis equestris is the source of this 944-nucleotide messenger RNA. RefSeq lists its product as uncharacterized. The coding region runs from base 109 to 594 and encodes 161 amino acids. The record is from RefSeq and is a predicted model, not a curated record. The transcript has 6 exons. NCBI's taxonomy places the organism in Eukaryota, Viridiplantae, Streptophyta, Magnoliopsida, Asparagales, Orchidaceae.
UCUCGACUCCGGAUCAUGAGGCAAUACGUUUUCCCAAAACAGAGGGAAACGGGAUGUAAGUUGGUUCUUGAAUCGACAGCCACUGAAUAGAUUGCAGACUUCUUCGGAAUGAAACUGCGAGAAUCCGCAGACACUUCUUCAAAUCCGGAGGAACAAACUCCAAAGCCAUUUGGUCAGACUGGUGGGCGGGAGCUCGGAGAAACAGCUCGAAAGAAUUCGGAGUCAGGCGGAAAUCAACCCGAAAAGAAGACAGCAGAGGAUCGCCGAGAGAUUUUUAGGGCACUGGAAGUUGUUGAGAGGAACUCUUCUGCUAUCGCCGAGAGCUAUGAUUCUCUCUUCUCCACCCUCCGCCUGGCUCUUUCAGAGGUCACUAGCAAUUCAAUUGAGAACAUGCAGUGUUUCAGUGAUGUUGUUGGUUCACUUCAAGUAGCAGCUCUAGAUGCGGCAACCAAAGGAAAUCGAUAUAUCAAUUCUUGCUUAAGAUUGAAUGAAGAACUGAAGAGCAUGGAAAGUCUUGCUUUGGAACCAAAGAUGUUAAGGAAGAACGUUGAUAAGCUUGAAGUGGCUGUUAACCAUCUACUUCGUCUUCCUUGAUAUGAGAUGUUCCAAGCUUGAUCACAUAGGAAUAUGAGACUUUCCAGCCUUUCUCAGCAGUGAAUAACUGAGCACCAUGUAUCCAUUGAAUCAAUCUGCUCGAGUUGAAUGGAGACUUCCUUACUUUCUUAACGGCAUUUCCCUGUGUUUUUAUAAUAUUUAUGAAAUUAUUGAUGUUGGAUGUUUUAUGUAACUAUUCCAACUCCUUCAAUCCAAACGAAUGGAUUAUUUUGUUGACAAGUGAGUUGGGAUUUAUUUUUGGAGAAACAAUUUAUUAAUUUGUCAGGUUCUUUGUCAGGCUACAAUUAUUUAUUCUUAAAGGAUAAAAUCUAUUCCAGUUUCUUUGCCAA